CUGAAUGAAGCCCCAACAGGUUUCUGUCCUGUCCUCACUACUAAGAUCCCAGGAUGACAACAGACCAGGCUGAACCAUGUUGCCUAGCAACCUGUCCCAGCCAAGAUGGAGUGCUAGUGAGCCCUGUGUGUCAGACUGAUGGAACAUGGUGGGCUGGAGGAAAUGAGACCCUCGGUGGGGUACAAGCCUGUUCCAGGAGAGGCUGUGCCCAGGCGCUGGCAGUGCCCCAGGGUGGGGUGAAACUGCUGCUUCUAGUACCUGAAGGACUCUUGUCCCAGAGGCAUGAAUUCCUGGCAUUCUCUGUGACGGGACAAGAUGGGAGAUGGGGGAGGGUAGAGGGUACAAGCUCCACCUAGGGCAGUGGCCACAGCAGGGAAAGGGGCAGACAGCACCAGGAGCCCGGGAAGGAAGCAUGAUGCCAGCAGGGACAGCAGCUGGAGCCUGCGUGUUGGUCCUUGCUCUGUGGGGAGCCGUAGUUGCUGGUCAGAACAUCACAGCCCGGAUCGGAGAGCCACUUGUCCUGAGCUGUAAGGGGGCCCCUAAGAAACCACCCCAGCAGCUAGAAUGGAAACUGAACACAGGCCGGACCGAAGCUUGGAAGGUCCUGUCUCCCCAAGGAGGACCCUGGGACAGCGUGGCUCAAAUCCUCCCCAAUGGUUCCCUCCUUCUUCCAGCUAUUGGAAUCGUGGAUGAGGGGACUUUCCGGUGCCGGGCAUUAAACAGGCAUGGAAAGGAGGUCAAGUCCAACUACCGUGUCCGAGUCUACCAGAUUCCUGGGAAGCCAGAAAUUGUGGAUCCUGCCUCUGAACUCACAGCUGGUGUCCCUAAUAAGGUAGGGACCUGUGUGUCAGAGGGAAGCUACCCUGCAGGGACUCUUAGCUGGCACUUGGAUGGGAAACUCCUGAUUCCUGAUGGCAAAGGAACAAUCGUGAAGGAAGAGACCACGAGACACCCCGAGACAGGGCUCUUCAUGCUGCAGUCAGAGCUGACAGUGACCCCAGCCCCAGGAGGAACAGCCCAUCCUACCUUCUCUUGCAGCUUCAGCCUGGGCCUUCCCCGACGCAGGCCCUUGAACGCAACCCCCAUCAAGACCCAUGUCAGGGAGCUUGUGCCUCCAGAGGGGAUCCAGCUGUUGGUUGAACCAGAAGGUGGAACAGUCGCUCCUGGUGGAACUGUGACCCUGACCUGUGUCAGCUCAGCUCAGCCCCCUCCUCAGAUCCACUGGAAAAAGGAUGGUACACCCCUGCCCCUUGCUUCCAACCCUGUGCUGCUCCUCUCUGAGGUGGGGCAUGAGGAUGAGGGGAUCUACAGUUGUGUGGCCACCCAUCCCAGCCACGAGCCUCAGGAGAGCCCCCCUGUCAGCAUCAGUAUCACAGAAACAGGCCAGGAGGGGCCGGCUGCAGGCUCUGUGGGUGGGGCUGGGCUGGGGACGCUAGCCCUGGCCCUGGGGAUCCUCGGAGGCCUGGGAAUGGCCACCCUGCUCGUUGGGGUCAUCCUGUGGCGAAAACGGCAACCCAGAGAGGAGAGGAAGGCCCCAGAAAACGAGGAGGACGAGGAGGAACGCGCAGAGCUGAAUCAGUCAGAGGACGCCGAAACAGCAGAGAACGUGGCAGGGGGACCUUAGGAGAGCCCAGGCAGACUCUGUCCACCAGCUCCUUCGCCGCCCUCGUCCUCCCUCUCCCGCGUACGAACCCCAUUCCACCUCAUACACUUUCUUCUACAACCAGAGCCCACCUGACCCAUGCUGAGUAAACACUUGACACA
Molecule: messenger RNA, 1764 nt
Organism: Microtus ochrogaster (prairie vole)
Lineage: Eukaryota; Metazoa; Chordata; Mammalia; Rodentia; Cricetidae
Gene: Ager
Product: advanced glycosylation end-product specific receptor
Biological process (GO): regulation of p38MAPK cascade; regulation of inflammatory response
Cellular component (GO): plasma membrane
Molecular function (GO): laminin receptor activity; signaling receptor activity
Source: RefSeq, a predicted model, not a curated record